Messenger RNA from Blumeria graminis f. sp. triticale, 3519 nucleotides. Lineage: Eukaryota; Fungi; Ascomycota; Leotiomycetes; Helotiales; Erysiphaceae. The record is from the annotation of a GenBank genome assembly.
AUGACACCUGCUGCUUAUGUCCACCCUUCUUACAAUGAGAAUCCUCUUUCUUCAAAUUCCCUCAAAAUAACACUCUUCCUAUCAUGUCUCGUCCAGGCUCAGCAGCAGCACUGGCAGAUAGUUAAACAGCAACAAAAUUCUAACACCCACACAAAAGACACAAAAUAUUUAGAAUCUAUAGAGACAAUCGAGAAACAGAGAUACAUUGAUAUCCUUACACCUAGCCAACAGAUUCUUCUUGCUACUAACAAAAAUGAUAACGAUGCGAGCGCCAUCGCAACUUUGGCUCCGGCAGAGAACGCCGUUGUAGCACCUCUCCCGCGACUACAAUCUAGCAAUAAAUCUGGAUUAUCAUCGCCGCAAAUUGCGCGGAGUCUGCGGGACUGGGAAGUAGAAGAUUUCGUUCUUCUGGCGACCAUCGACGGUAAAUUGCAUGCUCUCGAUCGCAACACAGGUGAGGAGAAAUGGGAGAUAUCGCACGAACAACCGAUGGUGCAAAUCAAGUACCAUCCAAGAACUCUAUCAGAUACUACGAAGAGCAAUAUUCCUACGGCUAUUGACGACUAUCUUUGGAUACUUGAGCCAAGCAAUGACGGAAAGCUUUUUACCUAUCGACCUUACGGUCCUAACUCCGGAAUAAUUAACACGGGUCUCACGAUGAAAAAGUUGGUAGAAGAAAUGUCGCCAUAUGGGGAUGAAGAUCCACCAGUAAUGUAUACCGGAGAGAAAAAGACAAAUCUUCUCACAGUAGACGCCAAUACCGGUAAAGUUCUGAGUUGGUUUGGAUCGAUGAAUUCCUUGAUGACGAAGGAAACCUGCUACAUAGGUGGUGAAGCAAAAGAGGAAGAAGAUGGAAAAUGCCCAAAAACUGCAACCAUAACACUUGGAAGAACAGAGUAUACCGUUGGGAUUUUCGGGAGAAAAGACGGUCACCACAUUGCAACUAUAACCUAUUCCGAAUGGGGCCCCAACAACUAUGAUCAAGACCUCCAAAUUCAGUACAUACAGAACGCAACUACACUUGACAAUAAAUACAUUUACCCACAGCACAACGGCGAUAUAAUCGGAAUAAACUAUGAGCGAGGUCCUGAACAAAAAAAGCCUGGUUUUUUGUUCCAUCAAAAGUUUCCAUCUCCAGUUGUUCGUGUAUUUGAUGUCGCUCGUCCAUGGGGCUCUAAUAAAACUGCACCUGACCUUGUUAUACUCUCACAGCCCCAGGCACCAUUUAUUGAGGAUGAAAUUUCGACAUCAAGUCGCUCAAACAGUGUGUUUCUGAACCACACAGAAGAUGGUAGUUGGUACGCUAUAUCUGAAACAUUUCAUCCUCUGAUUUCCGGUGGUACCCGUCAAGCGAGAUGUAACCUAGAAAGCUGGCUAGAUCAGCACCCAAACUGGAAUAUCCUGAAUAACACUCAAAUUUCUGAGGCACUUGUCGGCUUACACUCAGUUGAUAUCCAUGAAUCUGAGGAGGUCGAUGAGCUUUUAACAAUUUCUGCUCCAGAUACUGAUGAGACUCGGGAAGAUUCCCAGAACGAGAUCACCCCGGAGUUUGGUGAAGACACAGCCCCCCUAGAACAUAUUUUGCAACUACCCAGAAUUGCUGCUCACAGUCUAGUUGAAUUCCUUAAGAACCCCACACUUCUUAUUUUAAUGCUCGUCUCUGUAAUAAUCAACCAAAGAAAAAUACGUGUAGCCCUUGGAAACAGCUUUAAUAACAGGGAUGGAAUCCCUGUAAUAAGUAACGCAUUUGUAAAAGCUGUCGCAGGAAUCGGAAUUUUCUCAAACUUAUCUCAAAAAAACCUGGUUAAGAUAACCGCGGCUGAUCCUGCCGUAGACUUAUCUAAAAAUACACCAAAAUCUUCUUUGGCCACUGUUCAAAUAUCUGAGUUAAACCUUGGCCUAAAAGAACGAGAUGGGCCUGCGGAACAACCUCAUCAGGCUGAAAUAGAAAGUCCAAAAAAGAGAGAAAAGAAGGCACAUAGGGGACAUCGUGGCGGAGUAAAACACAAGAAAGGCGCACGCAAUAAUGCCCGAGAAGGCAUUGUAGCCUCCAAUCCCAAACUCAAAGACCCACUGUCAGUAGGGCAAAUUGUUAGGGAGGCUCAAGAAAUGUCCCCUCCUACAAGAAUUGAACCAGACAUACAACAUAUGUCUAGUAAUCCACAGGAAAUUUCUGGAUCUUUAAUCCGAAUUGGAGCCUUGGAAGUCAAUACAGAUAAACUCAUCGGAACCGGUAGUAAUGGAACGAUGGUCUUUGAAGGGAGAUUUGAUGGUAGAGAAGUGGCUGUGAAAAGGAUGCUCAUCCAAUUUUUUGAUAUUGCCUUUCAGGAAACUAAGCUGUUAAGGGAAAGUGAUGAUCACCCAAAUGUCAUUCGUUACUUCACUCAACAACAAGCUGCCGGAUUUCUUUAUAUUGCAUUAGAACUUUGUCCUGCAUCUCUUGCUGAUGUCAUUGAUAAGCCCCACAGUUAUCGAGAGCUUGCACUAGCCGGUGAGAAAGACCUCCCAAACGUUCUCUAUCAAAUUACGAAUGGUCUACGUCAUUUACAUAAGUUACGGAUCGUACAUCGCGACCUAAAGCCCCACAAUAUACUUGUCUCAAUUGAUAAAGAUGGAAAGCCACGCCUUCUUGUGUCAGAUUUUGGCCUAUGCAAAAAGUUAGAAGGCGAACAAUCCUCGUUUCGAGCCACUACGGCACAUGCUGCUGGGACUUCGGGCUGGCGUGCACCAGAACUACUCCUUGAUGAUGAUGCCAAAGAUGGAAAUCUCGCUCUUGUUGAUGCAAGCACUGAUGGAUAUUCCGAUUCCAUAGAACUCAGCACUGGAACCUUUUCGAAUCGUCGUGCUACUCGUGCAAUAGACAUCUUUUCUCUUGGACUUAUAUUUUUCUAUGUUCUGACAAAAGGUAGCCACCCAUUUGACUGUGGUGAUCGCUUCAUGCGUGAAGUAAAUAUAAGAAAUGGAAAAUAUGACUUGAGAUCACUAGAAGUUCUUGGCGAUUAUGCAUUCGAAGCAAAAGAUCUCAUCAGAAACAUGCUUGCUGCUGAGCCAAAACAUAGACCACAAGCAUAUCGAGUGAUGGCUCAUCCAUUUUUCUGGUCUGCCAAAAAAAGGCUCAAUUUUUUAUGCGACGUUUCUGAUCACUUUGAAAAAGAGAAACGAGAUCCACCCUCUCCUGCGUUACAAGAGCUUGAAUACUAUGCUGCCGAGGUCUGUGGUGGUGACUUCCUGAGGCUCCUCGGCAAGGAUUUUGUUGAUAGUAUGGGAAAGCAAAGAAAGUACACGGGAUCUAGAUUACUAGAUUUACUAAGAGCGUUGAGAAAUAAAAAGAACCAUUACGAAGAUUUAAGCGAAAAGCUCAAGAAAGAAAUCGGCCCUUUACCUGAGGGCUACCUUAGCUACUGGUCUCGAAGGUUUCCACAAUUACUAGUAAUUUGUUGGUCGGUAAUUUAUGAUUUGCACUGGGAUGAAAUAGAUCGAUUUAAGGACUAUUAUGAGCCCGUUGGAAUUGAGAGAUGA